CUCCGGUGGAUAUCAGUGCUCUUGUUUUGUUCUAGAAAAGCUGCUCUGUGCGUGUGUCUGGGUUUUUUUUUCCUAUCAUUUUGUGGAAUUAAAAAAAGAAGCGUGGAAGAUUUAGUGUCGUCUUUGUGUUGUUUUAUUGUCAACGACAUGAAGAAACGCGGAGUAAAGCAUCCAAAGUGGCUGAAGGACUAAAUAGGGUUGCCUCCUGCUCUCUCUCCACCGCACACCAACACGUUUGGAAGCUGAGCUGCGAUGGCUAAGUGGCUGAAAGACUACCUGAGCUUUGGCAGCAGAAAGGUGCCUCCACAGCCACCCACACCGGACUACACCGAGAGCGAGAUCCUCAAGGCAUACAGACUCCAGAGGGACCUGGACUUCGAGGAUCCCUAUGAGGACUCUGAGAACAGGUCCAGAGGCGAGUCAGGGACUUCUGAACCCGCCACACCAGUGUACGGGUCUCCCAUGAAGUCAUCCGGUGUGGAUGUGAAGUCGCCUAAACAUAGACUGAUCAAAGUGGACUCUCAGGAGCUGGGGCGCACCAAGAUCCUCCUCAGUGCCAUCUCUUUAGAGGACCAGCAAGAACCUGUGGUGCCUUCUGCUCCUCUGGCAGGGGACACAGAUUAUUCUGAUCCAUUCGAUGCUCGAUUGGACCACCGACCAGAGCCAGAUCAUGGACCACUUCCUUGUGAGAACAACGGCUACAUGGAACCGUAUGAAGCCCAGAGGGUCAUAACAGAGCUGCAGCGUGGCCCAGGUGGAGGAGGAGGAGGAGGACGUGUGCGUGGCGGGGUGCAGCUCUACGACACCCCCUACGAAGAUGAGCGAGGCCAGCGCCUGGGCCUGGUUUAUGGAGAACCUCAGGAGGAGGGUAAGGAGAGCAGCAGGCUGCCGCAAGAUGAUGAGAGACCAGCUGACGAGUAUGACCAGCCCUGGGAAUGGAAAAAGGACCACAUCUCCAAAGCGUUUGCAGAAAUGAGGGAGUUGUCGGAGUUGCCCUGGCCUGCCCCAGUGGGUCAGCUGGAGGAGGAGCCCCCCAUCAGAGAGCAAGCGCAGUUUGACGGCGCAGAGUGGGACCGCUCCUCGUCGCCCACAGAACGGUUGCGUCCUCCGGGGCCCAGGUCCAGCCCACUGGCAGGAGGGGGGAUGAAGUUUCGAAUGCCCCAGGAAGGCCAUACGAUGGUGGGGGAGAGAGUGGACCCUACCCUGCCUUUGGAGAAGCAGGUAUGGUACCAUGGAUCACUGUCACGUUCUGAGGCAGAGUCACUGCUAACGCUGUGUAAAGAGUGUAGCUACCUGGUCAGGAACAGUCAGACCAACCGCUCCGACUAUUCCCUGUCCCUACGGAGCUGUCAGGGUUUCAUGCACAUGAAGUUCACUCAGUGUAAAGAUGGCAAGUACGUGCUGGGGCAAAACAGUCCACCCUUUGACACCAUCCCAGAGGUGAUACACUUCUACACUACACACAAACUCCCGAUCCGAGGUGCCGAGCACCUGUCCCUGCUGUUCCCUGUGCUGGUGCAGACACUCUGAGUGACCCAGGUGCUUCUCCUGGACCUCUGGGAUUUCAUUGUGUUCUGACACUUAAAACUUGAAUGUUUGACGGGAUCUUCCCAGCGGAGUGCCAGUGUUCUCUUCUUGUUGGACUGGACGGCUUUUGAUGAUUCAACACACUACCGGGCAAAUGCCCUCACCCACCACUGCUGUUGUACCUGUGCCAAGUGUCUCUAACAUCCGGGGGAUCGAUUCACAUGAAAUGCAAUACCUGAACUUUAGGCCACCUUUGCUAUAACUCCUCACUCUCAUCUCCUUGCUGAACCACAGGGGCUAACAUCAGGAUAUCAUAAAUUCUCCCUUUCCUUAUUGCAUUUCUGUCACAGCUGACUGAAAUGCAGAGUAUGUUAACGGAGCUGUAGAGCUGAUGGGAGAAAGUCUGUAUACUCUGAAUCUAGCUCCAGUUUACAGAAGACCUGCUGAAGAUUGAGAUUAAAUUACUGCUGUUCCACAAAAAAAAAAAAAAAAAACACACACACACCAUCAACACUGGUAAAAUAUUGCUGUUGUUAGGUGAAAACCUUGCAAAUUAUAUUUUACUGACUUUUCAUGUUUAUACCAGAAUCAAUAAAUUGAAUUGUACUGUAUGGGGUGAGAAGCCUUUGUCAUCCUCAGAAAACCCUUUUGUAAAUGUAAAAAAAGGCUAUUUUUGAAGAUAAAAGGUUUCUACCAACAACAGUGAUAUUUCAGAUGCUUUUCUACACAAAGCCACACCCGUUAAUUUUCAUCCAGUCUGUUCUGUGCCAUCAUGCUGCUGUAUGUUGAGGGUUUGCUUGACACAUCUUCAUGUUACUUGUUGAUUGUUCAUCGUAAGAUUGUAACAGAGACGCUGUGUUGUAUUGGUACUUGUGUCGACCUUGCUGACCUGUUAUCUCUUGUUGGUUGCCUACGUCGCUUUUGGUAGACAUUGCUGGGUUUGUUAAAAAAAAAAAAAAAGCAACCUGUCACUGCUGUGAUUGUCUUUUAC
Toxotes jaculatrix (banded archerfish) is the source of this 2518-nucleotide messenger RNA. It is a transcript of the gene shdb, whose product is annotated as Src homology 2 domain containing transforming protein D, b. Lineage: Eukaryota; Metazoa; Chordata; Actinopteri; Toxotidae. Gene Ontology annotation, molecular function: phosphotyrosine residue binding. The coding region runs from base 253 to 1530 and encodes 425 amino acids. The record is from RefSeq and is a predicted model, not a curated record. The transcript is spliced from 8 exons.